GGAGAGGGGCCGGUCCUGCCCGCCUCUAUUUAAGGCGGCGGCCGUCGAGGGGCGGCUCCGAGAGAUGGCGGCUCCGCGCCGACCGAGCGGCGGGGGGCUGCGGCGGGCGCCGCAGGACGGGCGGCUGGAGGAGAUCAAUAAGGAAUUUCUCUGUGACCCAAAGUUCAGCGAUGAAGAAGAUCUGGAGGAGAAGUUGGCAGUGUUCAAAGAGAAGUACAUGGAGUUUGACCUGAACAACCAAGGCGAGAUUGACUUGAUGUCUGUCAAAAGAAUGAUGGAGAAGCUGGGGGCUCCAAAGACCCACCUCGAACUGAAGAAGAUGAUCUCGGAGGUGACCGGAGGGGUCAGCGAGACCAUCUCCUACCAGGACUUUGUCAACGUGAUGCUUGGGAAACGCUCUGCUGUGCUCAAACUGGUGAUGAUGUUUGAAGGAAAAGCCAACGAAGGCAACCCAAAACCUUCUGGUCCGCCUCCGGAGAGAGACAUAGCCAGCCUGCCUUGAAGAGGACAGGCUGGAUAACAGGCACUGUUUGCUUUGCUGGUCUGUAACAGAGGUUACCUGUGCUUUGUUACUCUUUACUACGGACAGUCCUAGUUUUUGACUAACCUGCCUUAGAGGAACAGCAAGGGAAGCUGGAGACCCCCAGUUUGUGUCUUUCUGCUGCAUCCCUUAGCAACGUGAUUUGUUAGACAGAAGCUGUAGCAUCAAGUAUAACGUGAGACCAAAAAAAACCAUAAUCCUGUGACCUUCCUCUUUCCUCUGCCCUUCCUGCAUUUCUCAGAUGAGGAGCUAACUUUCCUCCCAGUGUAGGGAUUCAGAGGUGUGCUUGUCCUGCCCUUGGCCUUGCAGCCAGACAUUGAGCAUCUCUCUGACAGCAGUUUCAUGGGUGCAAAGAACUAAGUGCCUUCUCGUCUCUGCCCUACACUUCCUGACUUUGGACUCGUUUUUCCCCUCCUGACCUCACCAAAACACAAGUCGGGCUCACACCUCUGUGGCUUAUCUGAUGCUAGGUGAAUGCUGGAAGGUGCAUGGACACAGAGGUGUGCCUGCAGGGCCUUUCACCUUGGAGGUGGGCACAGUGACUGCAGGGACAGCUUCUGCCCACUCCUUGGGUUCAUCCUGCAGUCAGAUCUUAGUGGGUCCACUUGCCACUGCAAGCGAGGAGGGUAAAAGCUACCGGAGGGUCCCCCUUCCUGAUAAAUCUCUGCUUGGAUCCAGUCAGGAGCAUAACCUCCCAGCAGGUUAUCUGUCCUAUCCAUCGAGUGCAGAAACAAGCCUGCUGUUCUGCCUUUGCAGCCCCUCAGGGAGGCCAAGGGGACAUUAAACCUUCAGGCGAAAGGAAGUUGGGUGACUGAGCUGUGAGGUCUGUCCUCAUGCACAUGCUCUGCCCCCCUGUGUGUCUUUCAGUAUGGUCCCCUG
Molecule: messenger RNA, 1420 nt
Organism: Pezoporus flaviventris
Lineage: Eukaryota; Metazoa; Chordata; Aves; Psittaciformes; Psittacidae
Gene: AIF1L
Product: allograft inflammatory factor 1 like
Exons: 5
Coding region: 65-502 (145 amino acids)
Biological process (GO): actin filament bundle assembly; ruffle assembly
Cellular component (GO): ruffle membrane; actin filament
Molecular function (GO): actin filament binding; calcium ion binding
Source: RefSeq, a predicted model, not a curated record